Piliocolobus tephrosceles (Ugandan red Colobus) is the source of this 1683-nucleotide messenger RNA. Its product is annotated as zinc finger RNA-binding protein 2-like. The record is from RefSeq and is a predicted model, not a curated record. Gene Ontology annotation, cellular component: precatalytic spliceosome. The coding region runs from base 366 to 1109 and encodes 247 amino acids. The transcript is spliced from 4 exons. NCBI's taxonomy places the organism in Eukaryota, Metazoa, Chordata, Mammalia, Primates, Cercopithecidae. Gene Ontology annotation, molecular function: single-stranded RNA binding; double-stranded RNA binding.
ACAUCUGACUCUGGUGUGCCCAGCAGCGGCAGGUCUGCACUGGGAAGGGGACCACGACUUCCUGAAGGCCGCGGCUGCCCAGGCUGGGCCUCUUUUGCCUAAGGCGUGUUGGUUUCCCCCUGCACCGGCCUUCCCAGCCUCAGUCUUCUGUGCAUACAGCAGGCGCCCAUGCAGUGCAGCGGAGCCCCAGCAAAAGCUUCAGCCCUGCCUUCCGUGCUGGGAGCAUGAGGCCCCAGCGUCUCUGAUGUGCCCCCAGCGCAGGGCCGCUGCUGGCCUGACCACGCUGUGUCCUGUCUCGGUCCUGCAGGCGGCUGGAGGACGAGCCUUCCCAGGAUGCACCAUCCGACUGGGCCCACUCUCUGCUCAUGGGCAGGCCGGAGCCACCUACCAGCGCCCAACUCCAGCCCGGGCGGCGGCCGGCAUCCAGCGACGACCGGCACGUCAUGUGCAAGCACGCCACUAUCUACCCCACGGAGCAGGAGCUCCUGGCCGUGCAGAGGGCCGUGUCCCACGCGGAGCGGGCCCUCAAGCUGGUGUCUGACACGCUGGCCGAGGAGGACCAGGGCGGCGGAGAGGAAGAGGGCGGCAAGCGCAGCAGCGUUGCCGGCCAGGCUCGGGUCCUGAAAGGCGUCAUGCGGGUAGGCAUCCUGGCGAAAGGCCUCCUCCUGCGCGGGGACAGGAACGUGCGCCUCGCUCUGCUCUGUUCCAAGAAGCCCACGCACAGCCUGCUGCGGAGGAUCGCCCAGCAGCUGCCCCGGCAGCUCCAGAUGGUGACCGAGGAUGAGUAUGAGGUCUACUCUGACCCUGAAGCCAACAUUGUCAUCUCCUCCUGCGAGGAGCCCAGGAUGCAGGUCACCGUAUCCGUCACCUCACCCCUGAUGCGGGAGGACCCCUCCACAGACCCAGGUGCGGCCCAGCCCUUCCUUCCAACCACCGUCCCCCGCACGCUUCCCGAGGGCGCUCCCCACACCCAGGCCUGGGGCAGUGUCCGCCUCUGCCCUGAGCAGGAAAUGCCACCGCAGCCACACUCCAGCACUGGUGUCCCCCCGAGGAUUCCAUGGGUCACACAAGAGCUGGGUCUCCGGGCAGCAGAGGAGGCGAGUCGGUGACAGCGUCAGAUGGGCUCAGAGCCUGGCUAUAGGGGCCAUGCUUGGGUGAGUGACACCGUGUCACCUCCCUUGCCCUGACCCAGGGCUGGCACCUGCUUCUCCGGCCCUGGUGACACCAGCCCCAGCGGCAGUGGACAGGUCUGAGCCAUUUCCCCCGGGUCACGGCAGAAGCUCAGUUUGACUCUGUCCAUCAGUCACGGCGGUCCCAGUACCACUGAUUAGGAACCUGGGGGCUUAAAGCCAGACUUACCAGGCCUGGGAGGGUGGGUGAGGGGCUGGGCCAGGCUGGGGGCAGCGAGGGUCUUGGCCGGCAGCCACAGCGGAGGCAGCCAUCAGUAACACACUGCACGUUUGUGCUCCUGAAGUCUCAGCCAGCUGUGGAAUCUUCCAGAACAGUCUCUAGGGCAGUUUUCCAAACUCCUAUCAUCUUUCACCCCCUUUAUAAUCUUUUUUGGUCAUAACUGAGGGCCAUGACCUACUGAGGUUUCUCUUUCCAUCGAUUUGGUAUUUUUUGUUGGUUUGUUUUUUGAAACAGAGUCUUGCUCUGUGGCCCAGGCUGGAGUGCAGUGGUGCG